Molecule: messenger RNA, 851 nt
Organism: Neoarius graeffei (lesser salmon catfish)
Lineage: Eukaryota; Metazoa; Chordata; Actinopteri; Siluriformes; Ariidae
Product: protein BTG1-like
Exons: 3
Coding region: 228-692 (154 amino acids)
Biological process (GO): negative regulation of cell population proliferation; negative regulation of mitotic cell cycle
Cellular component (GO): cytoplasm; nucleus
Source: RefSeq, a predicted model, not a curated record
CAUUCGAAGCGUAUAGAGAGAGCGGUUGUGGAACUAUUUGGGAUACAAGCGCUGUUGAGCCUAUUUUGGUCUGUGCUGGUGAAGUGAAGUGAAGUUUAGUCGAAAGAAAGUCGAUUAAUUUUACAUUUGUGUUGGAUGUAUUGUUCAGUUUGCGAUUAGAAAAGACUGUGAAAGUCCAUGUGAAUUAGUUUUGACGAGUUUAGAGGAGUUUAUGAAGAUAUUUCGAGAUGAAAGUCGAGGUGACCACAGCUGUGAACUUUAUCACUACAUUAUUGAGAAGAACAGGACUUCUGUCUGAAGAACAACUCCAACACUUCAGUCAUUCUCUGGAAGAGGCAUUAGGAGAGCAUUAUGAGCAUCACUGGUUCCCUGACGCACCAUUUAGAGGUUCGGGAUACCGCUGUAUCCGGAUCAAUCACAGGAUGGACCCGCUAGUAGGGAAGGCUGCUUACAACAUUGGUCUCAGCAUGGAGCAGCUUUUCUCCCUCUUACCUUGUGAACUUACAAUGUGGGUCGACCCCUACGAAGUGUCCUAUCGUAUAGGGGAGGACGGGUCCAUAUGUGUACUGUACGAAUCCACACCACCACCGCCGGAUACUCAUCUGAACUCUCUGGAUAGCUGCAAAGAGAAACUGAGAAUUGGUCAGUCGAGCCCUUCAAAAUCAUUUAAUGUGAUGACUGUCUCCAGCUAAUCUCUCUGCACAUCUGGCCCACAUUUGUUUUAUAUUUUAAAUGAUAAUUUUAAUGACUGAAUAAAUUGGAUAUAUUUUGAUUUAGUACUUGAUUAACACCUGUAAAUAUUUGUAAAUGUUUUAUAUAUUUUGAUUAAAGAUGAUGCUUCAAUUUUUUAA